CUAUUUCGGCCUCCGGGCCAUAGACGCAAUCGUCCGCGGAGAGUGGAGGCGCGCGAGCCGAGGUCGUCGGACACCAUGGCGGACAGCCGGGAUCCAGCCAGCGACCAGAUGAAGCUGUGGAAGGAGCAGCGGGCUGCGCAGAAACCCGAUGUCCUGACCACGGGAGGUGGUAACCCAAUAGGAGACAAGCUUAACAUUAUCACCGCAGGGCCCCGUGGGCCCCUUCUUGUUCAGGAUGUGGUUUUCACUGAUGAAAUGGCUCACUUUGACCGAGAGAGGAUUCCAGAGAGAGUUGUGCACGCUAAAGGAGCAGGGGCCUUUGGCUACUUUGAGGUCACUCAUGACAUCACCAAGUACUCCAAGGCAAGAGUGUUUGAGCAUAUUGGAAAGAAGACACCCAUUGCAGUUCGAUUCUCCACUGUGGCUGGAGAGUCAGGCUCAGCUGACACAGUUCGUGAUCCUCGUGGGUUUGCGGUGAAAUUUUACACCGAAGAUGGUAACUGGGAUCUUGUUGGAAACAACACCCCCAUUUUCUUCAUCAGGGAUGCCAUACUGUUUCCCUCCUUUAUUCAUAGCCAGAAGAGAAACCCUCAAACGCACCUGAAGGACCCCGACAUGGUGUGGGACUUCUGGAGCCUGCGUCCCGAGUCCCUGCAUCAGGUUUCUUUCUUGUUCAGUGAUCGAGGGAUUCCGGAUGGACAUCGGCACAUGAAUGGAUAUGGAUCGCAUACUUUCAAGCUGGUUAAUGCAAAGGGAGAGGCAGUUUAUUGCAAAUUCCAUUAUAAGACUGACCAGGGCAUCAAAAACCUCUCUGUUGAAGAGGCAGCAAGACUUUCCCAGGAAGACCCCGACUAUGGCCUCCGUGAUCUUUUCAAUGCCAUUGCCAAUGGCAACUUCCCAACCUGGACUUUUUACAUCCAGGUCAUGACAUUUGAUCAGGCGGAAACUUUUCCAUUUAACCCAUUUGAUCUCACCAAGAUUUGGCCUCACAAGGACUACCCUCUUAUCCCAGUUGGCAAACUGGUCUUGAACCGAAAUCCAGUUAAUUACUUUGCUGAGGUUGAACAGAUAGCCUUUGACCCAAGCAACAUGCCACCUGGCAUUGAGCCCAGCCCUGACAAAAUGCUUCAGGGCCGCCUUUUUUCCUAUCCUGACACUCACCGCCACCGCCUGGGCCCCAACUAUCUUCAGAUACCUGUGAACUGUCCCUACCGUGCUCGAGUGGCAAACUACCAGCGAGAUGGCCCCAUGUGUGUGAACCACAACCAAGGUGGUGCUCCCAACUACUACCCCAACAGCUUCAGCGCCCCGGUGGAGCAGCGCUACGCCCUGGAGCACACCAGCCGCUGUUCUGCAGAGGUGAGGCGCUACAACAGUGCUGAUGAGGACAACGUCACCCAGGUGCGGACCUUCUAUACAGAAGUGCUGAACGAGCCGGAGCGGAGACGCCUGUGUGAGAACAUCGCCGGCCACCUGAAGGACGCUCAGCUCUUCAUCCAGAAGAAAGCGGUCAAGAACUUCACAGAUGUCCACCCUGACUAUGGGGCCUGCAUCCAGGCUCUUUUGGACAAAUACAACACUGAGAAGCCUAAGAACACAAUUCACACCUUUGUGCAGGCCGGAUCUCACUUGGCUGCAAAGGAGAAAGCUAACCUGUGAGGCUCCUUCGGCAGGAAGCUCUGCACCUGCUACCCAGAGCAUCGCGCUCGCACCGUAACCUACUUAUCGCUCAAUGGAAGAUUCUCCUGCGCCAUGUGCACAAAUGCAAGCUGAUGUCUUUGAAAUGAUAAUCCAGGUAUCUUUAGCAAAUCAUGCAGCAAUGGCUUUCAGUGCUGUUUCCCUACGGGGAAAUAAAGCUUAGGGCUUACCAAUCACUAAACAGAAACAUGUGUUCGCAUUUGACAGUUGGUUGGAUUAUUCAUUUAAAAAUGACUAGAAGUUUCUAGCCAGAAACAUGAUUUUUUUUGUAAGACAAAAAUCUUGCUGAAAUUAGUUGUUUAUAUAUCACCAUAUCUCAUGGCCUAUUAUAUAAAAAUAUGGCUAUAAUUAUACAAUAAGAAAAGACAAAGAUGUUCCACUCAGAGAAUUUUAUUUUUCUAAGGUCCUUAUAGGAAACGCACACUUAAUGAAUUGAUGUCUUCAGGAAAUAACUUUAGCAGUUAAUGUUUAUUCCUGUUUGUAAUUGAUCAGAUUCACUUUGUUUUUCCAUUUGAAAUUACAUUUAUGCUAAUAUUGCUUUGAUUUUAUAGCAGGUUGACUUGUAAUUGCAUACAUUUUUAUAAUAAAAUAAUAUGUAUGUAAGAAUAGAAAAA
Heterocephalus glaber (naked mole-rat) is the source of this 2312-nucleotide messenger RNA. It is a transcript of the gene Cat, whose product is annotated as catalase. Gene Ontology annotation, molecular function: catalase activity; heme binding. The record is from RefSeq and is a predicted model, not a curated record. NCBI's taxonomy places the organism in Eukaryota, Metazoa, Chordata, Mammalia, Rodentia, Bathyergidae. Gene Ontology annotation, cellular component: mitochondrion; peroxisome; cytoplasm. Gene Ontology annotation, biological process: hydrogen peroxide catabolic process; response to hydrogen peroxide.